Molecule: messenger RNA, 186 nt
Organism: Protopolystoma xenopodis
Lineage: Eukaryota; Metazoa; Platyhelminthes; Monogenea; Polystomatidea; Polystomatidae
Source: the annotation of a GenBank genome assembly
AUGACUCAAUUCCAUUCUUCCUCGGCCUUUGGACAGAUUUCCAAGCCCAAGCAGACGAGGAACGAAGCUGCGCCCGGAGGUUUCGCCCGGCUUCUGCAAGACCGGUCAGCUCGAGCCCUCUCCAUCAGCUUCAUGCCAGCCUGUCUGCGCUGCAGCAGUCCGAUGCAACUACCCGUCGCAUCUGCU